AUGAACCACGCCGAUCAAAUCCCGCCAGUGCCCACCCCUGGAGGCAACCCACGAGCCAUAAGGACCUACCUAGAGAGCUUAAUUCGGGACGCGCUCGGGGCAGGCACCCAACUGUCCUGGGACAGCACCCCACGAACCAUACAUGAGCUGGCCUCCCGCACAAUGACCUUCUCAAUCAGCGUUACCCACAAAACCCCCAAGAUCGCAGUUGGCGAAGUCUCGCUGUACCACCAUCUUCAUGAAGAGCAGCAUGAGAAUGUCCUCGGUUUGGCUGCUAGCACUCUGAUCCAGCAGGGCUGUGCUUGUAUUAUUGCUCUGAAACUGUCUAUUCAUGAGGAUCUAUCGGGUUGGGAGGGGGCUGAUCCUUCUGUGCUUUCCGAUAGGUCUUGUCCUGAGACAGAAUAUGUUGCGCUGCGUGCAAAGGUCAAUUUGGCUUUCAACUGGGUCAGUGCACCUUACAUUGAAAACGGCCGGUGA
This is a messenger RNA of Penicillium canescens, 477 nucleotides long. RefSeq lists its product as uncharacterized. NCBI's taxonomy places the organism in Eukaryota, Fungi, Ascomycota, Eurotiomycetes, Eurotiales, Aspergillaceae. The coding region runs from base 1 to 477 and encodes 158 amino acids. The record is from RefSeq and is a predicted model, not a curated record. The transcript is spliced from 2 exons.